Molecule: messenger RNA, 2109 nt
Organism: Ambispora leptoticha
Lineage: Eukaryota; Fungi; Glomeromycota; Glomeromycetes; Archaeosporales; Ambisporaceae
Source: the annotation of a GenBank genome assembly
AUGUCUGAUUCCAACCCACUAUCAAUUCUAAAAGGAGAAAUCAAUCGUCUUGGAUUUGUUUCAGGCGAAAAAAUAAGUUUACUCGCUUACUUUACCGAAAAUGUGGAAAAAAUUGCAGUUGCAGUAUCUUGUCUUGAUGAUUUUGAUAUGGAUGAAGAUAAACGUACUUAUUUGAGGUCUCUAAUCUCUCCACCUGAAAUUCAAGGAGAGCAACCCGUUGCUGAAGUUAGGAAAAAAAUCAUUGAUGCUUUUCCUGGAGGGUUGCCAUAUUUGAAACCAGAACCUUUGCUUUACACUUCUGGUGCUAAUUGGGAAUAUCAACCUCAUCCAUCUUUGAAGCAGAUCCUGCGAAGAGAGCUCAAAAAUCAUUAUGAAAAUUUCAUUUUAGAGCGUUUUGACAAAUUGAAUCUUCCAUUAUACCUCUUCCUUUCUGGAGCUGGUACCGGAAAAUCUCGAAACGCUAAUGAAUUCCACCAGACGGCAAUCACAUGUUUGUCAGCUCAAGAAGAUGAGGAGCUGUUGACCAGGAUUAAAGAAGCUUGGGUAUUCCUUGUCAGCUUUGAGAAUGGCUUCGCCUUACAAUCAGUUGAAUCCAACCCUUUUCUUGCCAUUGGUAAUCGUAUGUUAUUUCAGCUUCUCAGAGAGAAAAUGAAGUUUUAUAAAAUUAUCGAGACAUACGAGCCACCAAAUCCGUUGGAUGUUGUGACAUUGAUUGCCAAACACCAUAACCGAGACUUGAAAAACGUUACAGUCAUUUUGGUUGUUGACGGCAUGCAACAACUUAUGGAGAACAAAGAUGAUGGUUUAAAGUUGAAUUCUUCGUUUUACAAGACUUUGACAUCUGUCGCAGAUCUUGCAUUUAGUGGCAUUCUCGUGAUACCCGUUUGCACCUCAACUAUCACUGGGCCGAUUGAUGGUACGUUGAGAUAUUCAAUGCGGAAACGUAUAUACCUACCGGUCACUUCUCUACAACCCCCAAGCUAUCGAAAAGGAGAUAGUCUGGUCCCGGUCUUUAAAAAUGAUGAGAUUACUAAUGUUCUUGUGGAAGACUGUGGAGGGCAUGGAAGAGCACUAGAAGUUCUGAACGAUUGCUUGGCCGGUCGUAACGUUGAAGAAUGCAACGUCAAUACUUUGAUGAACGAUUUGCGUUCUAAACUUACUGAAAAAUACCGUGAUGCUAUUCUUAAUUCUGUGGAAGAUGCCAGGCCCAUUGCACGAGCAAUAUUGACUCGACGUAUCUUAAAUAGAUAUAAGCCGGUUCCUAAAGCUAACAGAACACCAGAUGAAUUUGCUGGGGGUGGGUUAAUUCGAUUCGAACAAAUAGAAAAUAGUCCAAAGGGAUACCUCACUGCACCAUACAUCUGGCUCUGGAUAUUUGUAGAGAUAUCUCAACAGCUAGGCGAUCCAAUACUUCGAGAUUGGGAAUUCACUGAUUAUGGGGAGCAAAGAGCACUCUUGAAUCCAGUAACAUCAUUACAAGCGAAGUCAUGGCAGAGUUUUGAAAAAUUUGUCGCAUCAUUUCGUUGUAUAAAGUCAGCUGUGAUUGAAGAAGAUGAGCUAAUAACGAUCUCAGAUGUUCACGCGGGAGCACGUUUGAAUGGUGAUAUCCAAUUUAAAAACCACAAUCUACGACUUGAAAUUGCAAAACAUCAUACAGACACAAAAUCUAAAAGUCUCACUGCAAGCGAAUGGAAUGUUGAUUGCUAUCAGCCGGGUACCAAGAGUCCGAACGAAAUCCACCAAUUUAAAUUGCGGAAAAAAGCAGUCAGUAAAAAGGAGUACCAAGAAGAUCGUGAAAAAUCUGCAUCGGAAAAUGAUUUUUUCAUCCUUUUUACAACUGCAAAUUGUAAUAUUGAAAUUCCGAAAAGGUCUGGAAUCGUAGAUAGAAAUGCUUUUACGAACUAUUUUGGACCAUUUGCUGGAAGAGCGCACAGAUCUAUCCGUAAUAAUAAAGUUAAAAACAUCCAUACCGUUUCUCUUGGGCAAAUAUGCAACAUGAAUCAAACUAGCAAAGAACGAGUGAAUGCAAAAACAAAGAUACCAAUGAAGAAUUUUUAUUUCCGAAAAGGACUUCACAUGAUUUCUCGCAUUUUGCCUCGAUUCAUGUGA